AUGAAGACCGCAUCGGCGGCCGCCCUCCUUCUCGUGGGCCAGGCAGCGUGUGCUGCGGUUCGUCCUAGAAACUACACCACUAUCGACUACAACCUGGCACCGCCCAAUCUGUCGACUCUGGCCAAUUCAUCCCUGUAUGAUCUAUGGCGACCCAAAGCCCACGUCCUUCCUCCGUCGGGCAAUGUGGGCGACCCAUGCGUGCAGUACACGGACCCCAAGACAGGCUCGUUCCACGUUGGCUGGAUCAUGAGUCAAGGCCUUGGCGGAGCCAUGACCGAUGAUCUCAUCCACUAUCAGGAUCUCCGCGAGGAUGGUGGCCCGAUCAUUAGUCCUGGCGGAGUAAACGAUCCCGUCGGUGUGUUCGACGGCAGCGUUUUCCCCAGCGGUAUUGACGGCAUGCCCACGCUCCUCUACACCUCGGUGUCUUUCCUCCCCAUUCACUGGACGAUCCCUUACCCUCGCGGAGGAGAGACUCAGUCUCUGGCCGUCUCUUACGACGGCGGCCGAAACUUCACCAAGCUCAACCAGGGUCCGGUCAUCCCUGACGCUCCGUUCGGCGUCAACAGGACAGGCUUCCGCGACCCGUGGGUGUUCCAGAACUCGAAGCUUGACGCCGCCCUUGACAGCACGCAAGGAGCCUGGUACGUCGUCGUCUCAGGCGGUGUCCACGAUGACGGUCCCAGUCAGUUCCUCUACCGUCAGUAUGACCCGGACCUCCAGUACUGGGAGUACCUCGGACAGUGGUGGCAUGAGCCUGCCAAUUCCACCUGGGGAGAUGGCACCUGGGCCGGACGAUGGGGCUUCAACUUUGAGACGGGAAACAUCUUCAACCUCAAUGACGAGGAGGGAUCCAGCCCUGACGAUGAGGUUUUCGUCACUCUCGGCACCGAGUGGUCGUAUGCUCCCGCCGUGCCCGAGGUCUCGGCCAACCACGAUCAGCUGUGGGCGGCCGGAAAAGUCUCCAAGCACGGCAACAUCACCUUCACGCCGACCAUGGCCGGUACUUUGGACUGGGGUAUUUCAGCGUACGCUGGCUCCGGAAAGGAAAUGCCAUCGACAUCUCAGGCGUCAACCAAAGCCGGUGCGCCGGACCGCUUCAUCUCGUGGGUCUGGUUGUCCGGAAACUCCUUCGGAAUGGCAGAGGGCUUCCCGGCUGCACAGCAAAACUGGACCGGCUCGCUUCUGCUCCCCCGUGAGCUGAGCCUUCGUACCAUCCCUAAUGUCGUCAAGAACGAGCUCGUGCACGAGAACGGAUCAUCGUGGCGCGUGGCACACAACAAUGCCUCGAGCCUUGUCCAGAUCAAGACCCUCGGCGUGGAGAUUGCCAAUGAGACCUACAACGCCCUGGUUUCUGGCCCGUCAUAUGUCGAGCCCGGCCGUAACCUGAGCCAGGCAGGCGUUGUGCCGUUCAACCGCUCGCCCUCCAGCAAGUUCCAGGUCAUCAGCGCCAAUAUCUCCUUCCCCCAAUCUGCGCGCCACUCGGGCCUCCAGUCUGGAUUCCAGAUCCUGUCGUCUAACCACGAGAGCACCACCGUCUACUACCAGUUCUCCAACGAAUCCAUCAUCGUGGACCGCAGCAACACCAGUGCCGCGGCUCAGACCACGGAUGGCAUCGAGACCGUCAACGAAGCAGGCCGUCUGCGGCUGUUUGAUGUCAUCCCUGACGGUGCGCAGCAGAAGCAGAUUGAGACCUUGGAGCUCACCCUUGUGGUCGACAAUGCCGUUCUCGAGGUCUACGCCAACGGCCGCUUUGCCCUCAGUACUUGGGCCCGGUCGUGGUACGCCAACUCGACGGACAUUAGCUUCUUCCACAACGGCGUCAAGGACGUGACUUUCGGAGACGUGACCGUCUCUGAGGGACUCUACGACGCUUGGCCCGCCAGACAUUGA
This is a messenger RNA of Xylona heveae TC161, 1890 nucleotides long. RefSeq names its product glycoside hydrolase family 32 protein. Lineage: Eukaryota; Fungi; Ascomycota; Xylonomycetes; Xylonales; Xylonaceae. The transcript has 2 exons. Gene Ontology annotation, molecular function: sucrose alpha-glucosidase activity. The record is from RefSeq and is a predicted model, not a curated record. Gene Ontology annotation, biological process: sucrose catabolic process. Bases 1 to 1890 code for a protein of 629 amino acids.